Messenger RNA from Podarcis raffonei (Aeolian wall lizard), 1012 nucleotides. Its product is annotated as lymphocyte antigen 6H-like. The transcript is spliced from 4 exons. Bases 343 to 687 code for a protein of 114 amino acids. Lineage: Eukaryota; Metazoa; Chordata; Lepidosauria; Squamata; Lacertidae. The record is from RefSeq and is a predicted model, not a curated record.
GCUGCCUCCUGACAACAUUCGUUCCAAACAUUCUGCCAACGUCUCUAGUUCCGUCUCCAUUGUGACACCCUUGUGCUUCUCUCCCUGUGCCUCAGCAUCUUGCGACGAUGGCAGGAGGGUAUCGUUCCCCUUGCGCUUUCAUUGUCCAGGAUGCUAAAACGCACACAUAGUUGGAACAGGCUUGAGCUUUUCCUACCGUCCCCCCGGUUCCAGGAGGACGCUAGCUGCCGAGUCCUGUUCCAGGGCAGGUUGGCGGUGGCUGUCUUGAGAAACGACAUGGCUGACUGACAGGGGACUCCUCAAGGCAGGCUGCUUCAUCCUAGCGGCGGAGGGAGAAGCAAAAUGAUGAAGGUUCUUCCUGUCCUACUGUUGACCGCCAUCUUGUGGACUAAAACGGCUUCUUCCCUGGAAUGUUAUACCUGCAAUGUAACGAAAUAUUUUGGUUGUGACACUGUUGUGAACUGUUCUAAAACAGAACGCUACUGCAUGCGUUACACUGAAACAACCUCUUCCUCCGGCUAUGCUGUGGAGCAACGCUGCUCCAACACUUGCUUGAUCGCCAAGGUUAGUUGGCCGUCGCUGUUUACUUUCACCUGCUGUCAAGAGGACAGGUGCAACGGCACAGCGAAUGUAAGGUUUGGCAUGCUUAUGCUGGUGGUGCUGGUUGUCAUCAGAGCUUUGAUUUGACCUGGAACUGAGACCCCGGGUGGGCAGAACGGAACUCAGGCGAAGCCCCUGCCCAGAAAGCAAGUCGUCUAUCUCGGCGGCCAGUUUUAGCCAAGGCGCACAGAGUAAUCCCACCACCAAAAAGGCCCUGUACCUUAUAUUUUUUUAUUAUUGCUGUGUUGCGUUCUGGACACUCUGUUUCAGGGAGUAAAGUCUAGUACCACCAGUGGCAGACUGAUGUACCAAAAGCUGGACUUCUGCAGACAGUUUGGAGGCUUGGGUCAGCUUGUGGCCAACAAGUCAUGUCUGAUAGCUCAUGGCUACUUUCUAUUUUUAACUUUUUGUA